This is a messenger RNA of Alternaria alternata, 1770 nucleotides long. RefSeq lists its product as hypothetical. The transcript is spliced from 2 exons. The coding region runs from base 189 to 1469 and encodes 426 amino acids. The record is from RefSeq and is a predicted model, not a curated record. Lineage: Eukaryota; Fungi; Ascomycota; Dothideomycetes; Pleosporales; Pleosporaceae.
UGCAGGGUCUUUAUCGAUGUCGAGCUCGAAAUAGAUCAGAAGCUUGGUGGGGGAACCAUCGUUCUUGCUUCUUGAUCGCCGGCUAGUCGCCCCAUCCCUGCCGCUGUGGCACGCUACGCCCCUGACAGCGGCGAGGAGCGGAUCGCCAGGCAGGUGCCUUCGGUCAUUCUACCACGAGCCAGCCCACCAUGCUGCUGUCCGGCGUCUCGCUGCUUGCCGGCCUCGUUGCAUCGGCCUGCGCUGCAGACAUCCCCAAGGUGCUCGACUGCAGCCUCGACAGAUACUGGGAAGCGCCCAAAGAGUGUGAGGCGCCCAUCGCACCCGUUGCAGUAGUGGUACCCGGAUCGUCCUACAUUGCAAAGAUAGAGUGCAAGGACUGCCCUUAUACCGACAAAGACGACGAGGUUGUAAACCGUGAUCAUGUACUUCUCCUCAACGUAACCCUCACCCACGAUGACCGCACAGUCCUCCUCAACAAUCGCCCGCUACAUCCCUUGCCUACAAUACCCACACCCCCUGCCUUCGACGUCACGCGAUACCGCUCCAACCUCUCACAUGCAGAACUGUACGCUGGCCUGAAGUCGGAAGACCCAUAUUGUCUGAAGAACGGGAAUGGCGGAUCUGGAGAAUGGUGCCGCACAGUACCCUUGACGUCCUCCUGGCGCAUGGCAUUCGAUUACCUAUACAUUGCGAACCCGAGCGAUAGCCAUGGAGGCGACGACACAGACGCCGAGUACUGGGACGUUGCGUUGGAUGUGAUUGGAAAAUCACGAUACUCUGAGGACAGCGGCCCGCUUUGGAAGUUUGACAGUCCGGAUCAGAAAAUGCUAUGGAUGCUCAUCAAGGGAACCCUACUGAAGAGAGGUGGCAAAGGAGGACCAACCAAGGUCGCAGACCCUUUCGGGCAGGCCAUUACCGACGACAACAUCUAUGAGUAUCAAAUUGUUGACAUGCGCUUGGUCGCCCGAGCCUACACCUUUCCCGCCAAGAAGCCCUUGACCAUCUGGGGUAGGAUAGGGCACUUCCUUGGAACCGACGUCUGGGACAUAGAGGGUAGUCGCUUUCUCUAUCGCAAAGAAGAAUGGGGCUACUACGGCAAGAAAGGAACUCUUCGCGACAUGUUCGGCGAGUUUGUCCACUGGAGGGACUGGCCUUUGUUCUGGAUCAUCUCCAGCAGUGUUGUUGGCGGCUUGCUUGCCCUGUUCCUUUUCUGGAAGCUUUACUGGUGGAUCGUCGCGCAGCGUGAGCUCAUGAAGUGGGAUGGCAUGGAGGAUGUCUGGGAGAACAUGAGGAGGGAGAGGGUGGCUGAAGAAGAGGGCGCUCUUCUGGAUGCACAUGGCGCGUAUAGAGACGACCCGGAGGAAGGCAGCUCCUCGAGACCACCGGCGUAUACGGAUGCGUUGAAGCCGCUGCCAAGCAAACCGCUACCCGAGAAACCUUUACCAGAGGUUCCAUUGAUCGAUGCUUGAGGGCUUGACAUUCGGUUGGCAUUUCUUAGCUCCUUCCUACCGGAUAUCUUUCCGUCACGCAAUUUGCCAUGUUCGUCUUUCACUCGCCUCUUCCACCUCAUUUGCUCAAAGGCUGCCAAGAAAGGUCGAAUCAGCUGAACUAUGAACAAUCUGCCUCGCAGCAUCCUACAAAGACGUUUCAGGAACUCUUGCUAUGCGCACCAUUGAAAUUUCUUGAUUGACAAUCAUCAGCUAAACAUCAAGCCUUGCAAUAUUACGCCCUGUCUGCAACUGGUGCAAACUGCUUAUCCCCGCCAAACUC